AUGCGAACCGAGCUCAAGAAGGAUAAGUAUCAACGCCACAUCGUGGAGUAUUGGGUCGACGUGAAAACCAGCGGAAGCCUAUCCAAGACGAGCCGUGAAGAGUUCAACCAAACUGUGGAAAUCGUGGACGACAACCUCCAGCUGCCUCCGCCUCAGUUGGGAAACGAGGCCCUUCCCUGCUACGACGAAGAGGACGACGAGGACGAUGAUGAUGAUGAUGAGGAGGAGGAUGGUACCGAGCCACGGGACAAGACUUCGAGCGUGACACCCAAGCUGAAACGAAAGCGUCGAGGAAAGACCCCCAGUCCCAAAUCCAAGCUCGCUGCGAAGAAGAAGCGAGAGAAAGCGGAAGAAGUGGAGAGUGCUCUGGAGGCUUGCUACAGUCUGUUACUGAUUCCAUUUACAACACCCCAAACAAGCCCUGAACCUUAA
Molecule: messenger RNA, 432 nt
Organism: Symbiodinium sp. CCMP2592
Lineage: Eukaryota; Dinophyceae; Suessiales; Symbiodiniaceae
Source: the annotation of a GenBank genome assembly